Messenger RNA from Neltuma alba, 811 nucleotides. Its product is annotated as thioredoxin H2-like. Gene Ontology annotation, molecular function: protein-disulfide reductase activity. The transcript has 3 exons. The record is from RefSeq and is a predicted model, not a curated record. Lineage: Eukaryota; Viridiplantae; Streptophyta; Magnoliopsida; Fabales; Fabaceae. The coding region runs from base 68 to 472 and encodes 134 amino acids.
GCCAAAGUUCCUCAUCAAUCUCCUUUCAAAUAUUAAGUUGUUAGUAUAAUUUAUUAAGAAGAAGAAGAUGGGAGGUAACCUUUCCCAGUUGGAUAAUAAUGCCAAAGUUGCAUAUCGAAGAUCAGCUUCACUGUCAUCAUCUUCUCGUGUCAUCACCUUCCAUUCCACAGCUAAAUGGAAGGCUCACUUUGAUGCCUCCAAAUCAACCAACAAGCUCAUGGUGAUCGACUUCACGGCCACGUGGUGCGGACCCUGCAAAAUGAUGGAUCCGAUUAUCAAAGACUUUGCUGCCAAAUAUGCCGAUGUGGAGUUCAUCAAGAUUGAUGUGGAUGAGCUAAUGGAAGUGGCUAGUGAGUUCAAAGUGCAAGCAAUGCCAACAUUCCUACUGAUAAAGAAAGGAACUGUUGUAGACAAGACGGUGGGAGCCAGGAAAGAGGAACUUCAGAAGCUCAUCGAGAAACACAGGAAAUAAAUGAUAUUAUGAGACCUAUUCAAAACUCUCUCUCUCUUUCUACACAUAUACAUGUGUGAGAGAGAGAAAGAGAGAUGAACUAUAUAUGACGUAAUAAAUAAGUCAGCAUGACAAGGAAGAGAUGGAUCUGCUGCUAUAUAUAUAUAAUUAAGGCGUGACCUUUAUUAGCCGUUAGGUGGGGAAGAAGAACUGUGUGAGAGUACUAUAUAUAGAUCAAUAGUUCAUAUAUAAAGAAAAAGAAAACGCAUAAAGUGAAAUAAGCUGGGGCCCUUUGUUUUGCCAUGAAGAUGACAUACGUGAUCUUGUACAUGCAUAAAUAUUUUUCAGGGUUUGUAUUGA